GAUUGAAUCGGCUCCAUAGGCAAAAGAACAAUCUUUACUUUGAUUGGAUUCGUUUUUCUUCUCUUUCCUCGGUAUCGAUUGAAGCUGUGAUGGGAACCGACGAUGAUUACCGGGAAACUGACGCCGGCAAGACGGACGGCGUCGGAUUCAGUGGCCCUCUCGGCAAGCGUGGCGGCAUCGGCAGCAGCAACAGCAGCAGCCGCAAGAGCGCCCGCUUCAGCCUCUCUUCUUCCGCCGCCGGCGUCGAUGAGGGAGACUACGUGGAGAUCACCCUGGACGUGCGCGACGACGCGGUGGCGGUGCAUAGCGUCAAGCCGGCCGGCGGAGCGGAGGAGGACUCGGAGAUGUCGCUGCUGGCGCGGACGCUGGAGAGGCGGUCGGCCUCAUUCUCCGCGUCGUCGAGGUUCCGGCAGGUGUCCCAGAAGCUCCUCCGGCUCGCGUCGCUGACAAAGCGGCCGGCCGCAGCACCCAUCGACCGGUCCAAGUCCGCUGCGGCCCACGCGCUGAAGCGGCUCAAGUUCAUCACCAAGGCUACCGGCGCCGCGGGGUGGCCGGCCGUCGAGAAGCGCUUCGAGGAGCUCGCCGUCGACGGGCGACUCCACCGCUCCCGGUUCGGACAGUGCAUCGGCAUGAAGGAGUCGAACGAGUUCGCCGGGGAACUGUUCGACGCGCUGGCGAGGAGGCGAAGGAUCGCCGGCAAUGAGAUCACCAAGGAUGAGCUGCGAGAGUUCUGGGAUCAAAUCGCCGACCAGAGCUUCGAUUCUCGGCUCCAAACCUUCUUCGACAUGUUGGACAAGGACCUCGACGGAAGGAUCACAGAGGAAGAGGUCAAGGAGCUGAUCUCGCUGAGCGCAUCGGCCAACAAGCUGUCGACGAUCCAAGAACAGGCGGCGGAGUACGCCGCCCUGAUCAUGGAGGAGUUGGACCCCGACAACCUCGGCUACAUCGAGAUAUACAAUCUGGAGAUGCUGCUGCUGCAAAUGCCGAGCCAGUCGAUGCAGAUCGGGACGACGAACAGCCGGAACCUGAGCCAGCUACUGAGCCAGAAGCUUCGACCAGCGAAGGAGGAGAGCCUGCUUCGGCGGUGGUACCAGCGGUUCCGGUACUUCAUGGAGGAUAACUGGCAGCGGGUGUGGGUGAUGGCGCUGUGGCUCUGCAUCUGCGCCGGCCUCUUCGCCUGGAAGUACGUGCAGUACCGGCGGCGGGCGGUGUACGACAUCAUGGGCGCCUGCGUGUGCGUGGCCAAGGGCGGCGCGGAGACCCUCAAGUUCAACAUGGCGCUCAUCCUCCUCCCAGUCUGCCGCAACACCAUCACCUGGCUCCGCACCCGGACCCGCCUCGGCCGCGUCCUCCCCUUCGACGACAACCUCAACUUCCACAAGGUGAUCGCCGUCGGCAUCACCGUCGGCGUCGGGCUGCACGUGAUCUCUCACCUGACGUGCGACUUCCCGAGGCUGCUCCACGCAAGCGACGAAAAGUAUUACAGCUCGAUGACGGACUUCUUCGGCGACCAGCGGCCGGACAAUUACUGGUGGUUCGUGAAGGGGACGGAGGGGUGGACGGGCAUCGUCAUGGUGGUGCUCAUGGCCGUGGCUUUCACCCUGGCCACGCCCUACUUCCGGCGAGGCCGCGUCCGGUUGCCCAAGCCCUUCCACCGCCUCACCGGCUACAACGCCUUCUGGUACUCGCACCACCUCUUCGUCGUCGUCUACGUGCUCCUCAUCGUCCAUGGCUACUUCCUCUACCUUACCAAGAAAUGGUACAAGCGAACGACAUGGAUGUACCUGGCGGUUCCGUUGAUCCUCUACGCGAGCGAACGCUUGAUCAGGGCGUUCAGAUCGAGCAUCAGGGCGGUGAAGAUACUGAAGGUGGCGGUGUACCCCGGCAAUGUGCUGACCCUCCAGGUUUCCAAGCCACAGGGCUUCAAGUAUAGAAGCGGACAGUACAUCUUCGUCAACUGCGCCGCCGUCUCCCCUUUCCAGUGGCAUCCAUUCUCCAUCACUUCCGCUCCACAGGACGACUAUAUCAGCGUGCACAUUCGAACACUCGGCGACUGGACUCGCCAACUCAAAGCUGUCUUCUCGCAGGUCUGUCAGCCGCCGAUGGGAGGGAAGAGUGGGCUACUGAGAGCAGACUUCGAUGACAACAGCAGCAAUGGGCUCGCUCCGAGCUUCCCGAGAGUGCUGAUCGACGGGCCGUACGGCGCGCCGGCGCAGGACUACAAGAAGUACGAGGUGGUGCUGCUGGUGGGGCUGGGCAUCGGCGCCACCCCCUUCAUCAGCAUCGUCAAGGACAUCGUCAACAACAUGAAGGAGCUGGACUCGCUCAUGCUCGGCCAAGAAGGCGGCGGCAGCGGCGGCGACGCCGAGAGAGACAUCAGUCGGGCAUCGACGUCGAUGUCCACCUCGUCGUCGUCGUUCAAGACGCGGCGCGCGUACUUCUACUGGGUGACGCGGGAGCAGGGGUCGUUCGAGUGGUUCCGAGGGGUGAUGAACGACGUGGCGGAGACGGACAAGAAGGGCGUGAUCGAGCUGCACAACUACUGCACCAGCGUGUACGAGGAGGGCGACGCCCGCUCCGCCCUCAUCACCAUGCUGCAGUCGCUGCACCACGCCAAGAGCGGCGUCGACGUCGUCUCCGGCACCCGCGUCAAGUCCCACUUCGCCCGCCCCAACUGGCGCAGCGUCUACAAGCGCAUCGCGCUCAACCACCGCGACAAACGCAUCGGUGUGUUCUACUGUGGAGCUCCGACGCUGACCAAGGAGCUACAGCAUCUAGCGCAGGAUUUCUCACACAAAACCACCACAAAGUUCGAGUUCCACAAAGAAAACUUUUGAUGCAUCAUUUUUGUCAGAGCAGUGGAGUUGCUAGCUGAUUAGAUUCUUAUGGUUUAUAGUUCACAUAAGCAAUACAGAAUGUACAGCAAGAUGUGUUUUUUAGUUGCUUUAUUGCUAUGGGAAGUUUUGUUCACUGUUUAGUAAGAGAUAAGAAGAAAAGGAGUCACAAGGCAAUGGUGGUACAAGCUGAACCAGCCAUCAAUUCAGAAAUUAGUUAAAUGAUUAAAGGAUGAGGUCAGUGAUUGCUGCCUCUCAAUUGUGGGACACUAUUGGGGUGUAACCUAAUCGGCAUAUAUUGAUGCUGACAUUAACGGAGAAAAAAUUGGGACGAGCAUAAAAGACA
Molecule: messenger RNA, 3180 nt
Organism: Zingiber officinale
Lineage: Eukaryota; Viridiplantae; Streptophyta; Magnoliopsida; Zingiberales; Zingiberaceae
Product: respiratory burst oxidase homolog protein C-like
Exons: 8
Coding region: 90-2837 (915 amino acids)
Cellular component (GO): plasma membrane
Molecular function (GO): peroxidase activity; calcium ion binding; NAD(P)H oxidase H2O2-forming activity
Source: RefSeq, a predicted model, not a curated record